AAGAUCACGUCUCCGUCUUUCUGUAGCCCUCAUUCCAGCACAGGAUUUCAGCAAUUUUGCCCUCUUCUUCCUACCCACUCCAGCACGCAGAGUCCUUUCUUCUCCCUCGUUUACAACUUCUUUUAAAAAGAGAACAUUUUCUAGAGAAAAGGGAUUUGCUAAAUAGAAAGGACAUAAAACAAAAGCUACAGCAACCCGACUUCCAGCAUGGCAUUGUCACCAGCCCCCUUUGCAUGGUGAUGCGAUUAAGGUAGCAGCAUUUUUAUUAUUCAGGAAAAGCAGCUGGGGGAUCCAUCAGUUCUAAGGCUUUGUCUUUCCUAGGUUAACUGAUGGUCCUAAGCCCCCGUUUGACCUGACCAUGAUGCCCAGUACUGGCACUUUUUGUUUUUUCUCAGCAAACUGUACAAACCCAAAUCUCUUUUUGAUUUUCAAGGAAACUAGAUUCCUGCCAGAUUUUGAGUCUGGACAAUAAAUAGAUACUUUGUCCUAGCUUCUUUCUGGAAUCAUUUCGGGAAUAUUUUCCACAAGCAUCACAGAUACAGGAAUGAACCGGCAGCUAGUGAACAUUCUGACAGCCUUGUUUGCAUUUUUCUUAGAGACAAACCACUUCAGGGCAGCUUUCUGCAAAGACCAUGACUCCAGGUCUGGAAAACAACCUUCGCAGACCCUAUCUCCUUCAGAUUUCUUGGACAAAUUAAUGGGAAGGACAUCAGGAUAUGAUGCAAGAAUCAGGCCAAAUUUUAAAGGUCCUCCAGUAAACGUUACUUGCAAUAUUUUUAUCAACAGUUUUGGAUCAGUCACAGAAACCACCAUGGACUACCGAGUGAAUAUUUUUCUGAGACAACAGUGGAAUGAUUCACGGCUGGCUUAUAGCGAGUACCCUGAUGAUUCUCUGGACUUGGACCCAUCGAUGCUGGACUCCAUUUGGAAACCAGAUUUGUUCUUUGCCAAUGAGAAGGGGGCCAACUUCCAUGAUGUCACCACCGACAACAAGUUGCUUCGCAUUUCAAAAAAUGGCAAAGUGCUCUACAGUAUCAGGCUCACCUUGACCUUAUCCUGUCCCAUGGACUUGAAGAAUUUUCCAAUGGAUGUCCAGACGUGUACAAUGCAGCUGGAGAGUUUUGGGUACACAAUGAAUGACCUGAUAUUUGAGUGGUUAAGUGAUGGUCCAGUUCAAGUUGCUGAAGGAUUGACACUGCCUCAGUUCAUUUUGAAAGAAGAGAAGGAGCUCGGCUACUGCACAAAGCACUACAACACUGGAAAGUUUACCUGCAUCGAGGUUAAGUUUCACCUGGAACGCCAGAUGGGAUAUUACUUGAUCCAGAUGUAUAUCCCCAGUCUGUUGAUAGUCAUUUUGUCCUGGGUCUCUUUUUGGAUAAACAUGGAUGCAGCCCCUGCCAGAGUUGCACUGGGCAUCACGACAGUCUUAACGAUGACCACCCAGAGUUCAGGCUCCAGGGCAUCUCUGCCAAAGGUAAGAAAUCUCCUCACUUGACAACAAGUGACCUGAGAGGUUUGUC
Messenger RNA from Delphinapterus leucas (beluga whale), 1520 nucleotides. The record is from RefSeq and is a predicted model, not a curated record. NCBI's taxonomy places the organism in Eukaryota, Metazoa, Chordata, Mammalia, Artiodactyla, Monodontidae.